GCUGAUAAAAUUUAAUGUCAUUUAUAUUCAUUCAUAUUAUUUUUUUAUAUUAAAUAAUUUUUUUUAAAUCGUAGAAUUAAUUUGCCCGCCAAUAAAACUGGCUUGCCGACUGUCGGCAUAGAAGAUCAACACAGAAAUUUUAAUCUUAUUCUUUUUAAAAUAUUUUUUUUAUUUCUAAUUAUUUAUUUUAUUAUUGAAAAUAGUGCUUUUAUUUUAUUGUUAACAUUUAAAAAUUGUUCUUUUGAUUUUUAAUUUAUAAUAAAAUUUGUACGCAGUCGCAUUUGAUUGAAAUCAGUAGCCUUCAGUCAGUCGUGAUGCGCACGUUCAGUUUACAUGUCAGAGAUCCUGGCCGAUAAUAAUAAAAAGAAAAAAAAAGUAACCAAGGAUAAUAUUUAUUUUGUAUUGUUUAUAAAUAGAGUGAAAGAAAAAAAAAUAUUGUAAACAAGUGUGAAGUGAAAGUGAGUAAUAUUCAAAUACUUGAGGGUUAAUGUCAACAAUGAAUUGAUGGUAAACAUUGUCACUUUUGAAUUUUCUGAAACCACAUAAAAUUGAUUUACAUGAUAAAUAAUGUAAAAUAUUUUGCCAUUACUAAGAAUAACUUUAUUCAUAUCCGUUGAUGAUAAUAAAUAUUUUUAAAAUGUUUAUUACUCAUUUCCGAUAAAUAAUUGUGGUCAAUUAUUGAUGUAUGAGUGUGUUUAUAAACAUGAAUUGAUGUUGAUAUAUAAAAGAGAAGACGGAAGACAAUAAAGAGGAGUGAGUGAAUAAGAGGAAAGAGGAGAAAAGUCUGAAGGGCAAUGAUCCAACUCUCUUAGCGAUAUGGUCACUAUGAGCUCGGAAAAAUCAGCCAGUAGGCGGAAAUCAGUUGAUGGUGAAGUAAGCUUGAAAAAAGCUAAUGGAGAUGAUAAGAAUGAUGAUAAAAAUAGUCUACAAACGAAAGAAGAUAAAACAAUGACGAAAGUUAAAGUAUCAUCAACUAAUGAAACAUCAUCAAAGACUAAAAUAAAUGCCAGUUGUACUGAGGAUAGUCCUAAUUAUCUUGUUUAUAAAAAGAUGGAAACGAUAAUAGAAAAAAUGUUGGAUGAAAAUGAUGGUGUUCCUGUUAAAACUGUCAAGACAUUUAUGACUAAAAUUCCGUCGGUUUUUACUGGUACUGAUUUAAUUGCAUGGAUUAUGAAAAAUAUGGAAAUUGAUGAGCAAGAAUCACUGAGAAUGGCACACCUGAUGGCUUCCCAUGGCUAUUUAUUUCCAAUUGAUGAUCACUGCCUUACUGUAAAAAAUGAUAAUACAUUUUAUCGAUUCCAAACACCCUAUUUCUGGCCAUCGAAUUGCUGGGAACCAGAAAAUACUGAUUAUGCUGUUUACUUAUGUAAACGAACGAUGCAAAAUAAAACACGACUGGAAUUGGCGGAUUAUGAGGCUGAAAAUCUAGCAAGACUCCAGAAGAUGUUUUCAAGAAAAUGGGAAUUUAUUUUUAUGCAAGCUGAAGCACAGAGUAAGGUUGAUAAAAAACGAGACAAAUUGGAAAGGAAGAUUCUUGAUAGUCAAGAGCGAGCUUUUUGGGAUGUACACAGACCAAUGCCUGGAUGUGUUAACACAACAGAACUGGACAUAAAGAAGGCAUGCAGAAACAAUAAAUCAAAUGUUAAGGCAAGUAAACAUCUUCAAAUUGGUGUUGAUUGUGGAAGAAUAUCACCCACACAUACUAAUGUACAGGAUACGAAUCCAUCCAUUGAGGCACUACGAAAGGAAAUUGAUUUACUACAGCAGAGACUUGAUAGAAGAAACAUCAAACUGUCCAAAGUUGCUGAAGCACUCAUUGGAUACUUUGAACAGUAUAUCGAGUAUGAUCCACUUUUUACUCAACCAGAAUUCAGUAAUCCUUGGAUCUCUGAUAGCCCUGAGUUAUGGGAGCAAGAUAAAUUGGCCAAAGAAAUAUCUGUGAGGAGAGUUAAGAGAUGGGCUUUCAGUUUGAAAGAACUCCUGCAAGAUCCUAUUGGUCGAGAUCAGUUUGUUAAAUUUUUGGAUAAAGAAUUCAGUGGAGAGAAUCUCAAGUUCUGGGAUGCAGUACAGAACUUGAAGACAUUACCACAGAAAGAUGUUAAAAUUGGUGUUAAUGAUAUUUGGAAUGAAUUCCUUGGGCCUGAUGCUAGCUGUCCUAUCAAUGUUGAUUCUCGUUCGUAUGAGAUCACUAAAAAAAAUUUAGAAAAAUCCGAUCGUUGGUCUUUUGAUGUUGCUGCUGCACACGUCUAUCAUUUGAUGAAAAGUGAUAGUUACUCUCGAUAUCUGCGUUCUGAAAUGUACAAGGACUUUUUAAAUGGAUCAAAGAAGAAAACAUCAGUCAAAGGUUUAAGAAGCAUUGUGUCAUUUGGUGGUAGUCGUAGAGACCCCACAGGACUCUAGGAUGUCAAAAGAUGUGGGAUUGAAGUGAUGGAAAUAAAGAAAAAACAAUUUACUUCAAUUAAUUGUGGAAUUGAUAUGAUUUCCAAUUGAUUUCAUGAAUCCAAUAAUUGUGGGAUUUAUUCACAAU
Messenger RNA from Chelonus insularis, 2527 nucleotides. RefSeq names its product Regulator of G-protein signaling 7 (gene RSG7). The transcript has 12 exons. NCBI's taxonomy places the organism in Eukaryota, Metazoa, Arthropoda, Insecta, Hymenoptera, Braconidae. Gene Ontology annotation, molecular function: GTPase activator activity. Bases 817 to 2400 code for a protein of 527 amino acids. Gene Ontology annotation, biological process: regulation of G protein-coupled receptor signaling pathway; positive regulation of GTPase activity; intracellular signal transduction. The record is from RefSeq and is a predicted model, not a curated record. Gene Ontology annotation, cellular component: cytoplasm; neuron projection.